This is a messenger RNA of Lagopus muta (rock ptarmigan), 5571 nucleotides long. RefSeq names its product beaded filament structural protein 1 (gene BFSP1). Gene Ontology annotation, molecular function: structural constituent of eye lens. The transcript is spliced from 14 exons. Gene Ontology annotation, biological process: lens fiber cell development. Bases 2717 to 4690 code for a protein of 657 amino acids. Gene Ontology annotation, cellular component: cytoplasm; intermediate filament. The record is from RefSeq and is a predicted model, not a curated record. Lineage: Eukaryota; Metazoa; Chordata; Aves; Galliformes; Phasianidae.
UCUUGAGGAGUGCUGCACAGCCAGAGAGCCCCUUUGCUAUCUGGCCUGGGGAAAACACUGAGUUGUGAAUGUGAGAGGCAGCUCCUCCAGACUUCUCUGCAAAGAAGCCUGCCAAGGAGUUACAGAUGGGGACACCAGCUACCUGAUCCCUGAAAUACCAAGGUCUUGCUGCAUGUCACGACAGCAGAUGCUGGCAUGGGUUGUACCUUGCUACAGGAAUCUCUUCAGAGCAGGCAUUCUGCAGACAGAUAUCUGCUCCAAAGAGAAAACUAUGGAGAACGGGAUGAAACUGCCUGGAGAUCCUACCACAUUGAAGGGAAAAGCUCAUUCAGAAGGAGGGGAAAAUGGGCAGAAAUCAGAUCAACUUCACCCUGAGAAGAGAACUCGCACCCUGCAGAAGAGGAGGUGGACAUGGUGGCCCUUGGGGGUCCCUUCCAACUCAGGAUAUUCUGAUUGCUGAACUGCUACUUACAGCUUUUCACAACCUUCCUGCUUGUUGUUCUUCACUGCGCCUGUUUGAAAGUGUCUUGAAGAUGAAAUUAUUUCCUGGAGGAAUUCUGAAGGCAACAAGAAGCAUUUUCUCAAAGAGGGGAAAAAAGCAAAUGCUGGAGUGACUUGUCCGUAAAUCCUGGAGCAGAACAGAGUGGCGACCAGGGCUUCUUACCAGGUUGUGUCAUUCUGGUUUGCUGCAUUGGAUUGACCGCGAGCUCUCUGGAGGCCAGAAUGUCUCCUCAUGCUCCCUCACUGAAAGUCAGAGCCUCUGUCACAGGAAGCCAUGAGCACAGAGCAUGAGCCAUGCAUACUUGCUUCGCCCACAGUAAAGCAAUGUUUGCAGCAAGCCAGCAGAGAAACAACCCAAGGUGAGACUUUACUGAGUCAGGAAUCCCACUUGGAGAAAUGCAGCCUGUAGCAGAACAUGACAUUUUUGUGUUUAUUGCCUAGAGAGUUAAGGUUCAUGCCUAGUGUGGAGUCAGCACUGCUUCCAGCCUCAGGAGGAGGACUGGGAGAGUUCCCUCAAAGGCUAUUUCUGUUCUGAUAGGAUACCUAAGGGACGUGGUUUAGUGCUAAUGGAUAAGGUUUAGUGAGGAGAUACUGGUGGUAGGUGAGCAGUUGGCUGGGAUGAUCUCAGGGGUCUUUUCCAGCCUUGGUAAUUCUAUGAUUCUAAAGCUUAAAAAUCUCUUGCCAUAAAAGUAUGGUGCCCACAGUUCAGCAGAAUCUGCUUUCUGAUCUCUUCUGGAAGACUAACUCUGUAAAAACAGCAGCAGCUGCUGCAUUGUUUGGCUGGGCAGGCUUGUCUCGCCACAGAGCUGCGUGUUGGUGCUGUGUGUAAGGCUUUGCUUUCUGUGCAACAUGCAGAUGCAAAUAUAUAUAUAUAUUUCUUUAUAACUAUCUGUUUUAUUGUUUAACUAUUUCAGAGGCUGUGUACAGAGGUGAAUGAUAUGUGCACAAGCCCUACUUUGAUUUUCUGAAAGAUCGUUUGAUCUUCCCCUAUUUACAUUUCCAAAUAAUGUGAAGCAGAAUAGGGAAGAUGCAGAAAACCUCUAAUGGGCUUUUUAUUACUCUAGAUACAGAUUUGAUUAAAGAGCAGCUGAAUUUCAGAAUUACCUGAGCACCCAGCAUCUUUCUUCUCCUCUGCACCUGCUGUCAGUAGGGCCACUCUCUGUUAAGGUUUCAAGACAUACGAUCUAAAUAUCCACACUGGAUGCGUCCAUUGAAAAAAAGUGACUUAAAUGUAAAUAAAUUAUUAACAGAGAUGUCAAUAUUGGGCUGUCCUGGUGUUGGGCUUCUUGGCUGUGUGAGCGCUUCUGGAGGAACAAAAAACUGUGUACGAAGAGGUAAAGACUUCAAAAGAAAAAGUUACAGGAAGUACAUCUAUCUCUAUUAGAGAAACUAGAGACUCUCUGGGAAUGGUGGCAUGUGAGGGGGGUUAAAGGGAUGGGAGGGAAGGAUGGUGAUUCUCCAUGAGGUAACUUACUGUCCGCCACGCCAUGAAGGGAAAUGGCACUUAGCUAUUCCUGAGUUGGACUACCAAUUCUAUAAAGUAUGACUGUGAUCCUCCUGCUUUCAUGCCUCUUGUGCUUGGUAAACUUACUGCACAGGAAAGGCUGAUGUGAUGAAGUAUGAGGUGAGAACCAAAUGGCCAAAUUUUGUAUCUGGAGCAGGAGCCAUGCUGACUUUUUUAUAUACCAUAAUGUAAUCCCAAACAACUGCAAAACUGCCAAGUAACAAAAAUCAAGCUGUUCCAUCCGCUCAAACCAAAAUCCUGGCUCAGCAGGAGGCCUGUACACAGUGCCUGGAGACAACAACAAGGGACAAAGCUCUCCCCUGCAACACAGCCAGGACAGGCUUUGAACUCAGCCUCUGAAACUGCAAAGCGCUCAUUUUGUUGUCCAUGGAUAAUCCACCAGGCAAAAGCUGGACAUUGCUCUCUUUUAUUCUGCCUAUGCAAUUGCAACACUCGAAAAGAAAGCUCUUCUGAACUGCUGACGCCUGGAUGGGCAGCCCCAAGGCGGGGCCAUGGGGAUUUAUUUAGUUCACUGCUGCAGAUGAUGCCUUUAGUGCCACAAACAGCCCUGGAAGCAACUCCUAAUCAUCUGGGGGGUGAUUAUGGUCAAUUCUUCCUCCCCAAACCCCCCAGAUACAAAUCAGAUCCAAACUGGAGAGACAGGCAGGCACGGAAGAGGGGACACCGGCACCACACAGCCUCCCCGAAGCCAUGUACAGGAGCAGCUUCCUCCGCGAGGUUCGCAAGGAGAAGUACGAGCGCUCGGACGCCUAUGAUGAGCUGCGGGGCUCCCCCGAGUUUGACAGCUUGGCCCAAGCCCAAGGCCUGGAGAACCUGCAGGAACUCAACGAGCGCUUCGCCAGCUACAUCAACAGGGCGCGCGUGCUGGAGCAGCGCAACACCAUCCUGCGCAAGCAGCUGGAGACCUUCCAGCGCAUGGAUGAGCUGGUGGGCUUGGAUGAAGCCUUCGCUGGGCAGAUCGAGUUCAACCGCCAACGAAUGCGGGAGCUGGCGUCCGACCGGGCCAAGCUGGAGCGGGAGGAGAAGGAUGCCCAGCGCAUGCUUGAUGAGUAUCGCAACAAGUACCGAAAUGAACGUGAAUAUCAGCAGAAGCUAAAAGAGACCCUUGAACGCCUGAAUAAGGAAGCGGAUGAAGCCCUGCUGUGCAACCUGGAGCUGCAGAUCGAGUCCCAGUUCCUGCAGGAUGACAUUAAUGCCACAAAAGACAGAUAUAAGAAGAACCUCAUGGAAAUCCAGACCUAUGUCAACAUUUUACAGCAAAUCAUCCAGACAACCCCUCGCGUGUCCCCUAUAACUACUGGCAUAUCUGAGGAAAAACUUGUAGCAGAAAGGAGGAUCCCUGUUCUUCAGAGCCAGCUGGAGGAAUACAAGAGCAUCCUCUGCCAGCUACAGGCUCAAAAGUACAAGUUGCAGACAGAGACAACUAUGCUGGAGCAAGCGAUAAAAAACACCCAGGAGAGUUACGACGACGAAAUUCAGCUUUACAACGAGCAGAUUGAGAACCUCAGGAAGGGGAUAGAAGAAGCAGAGAGGACCUUGGAGAAGUACACGACUGACUGCCGCCAGCUGGUGAUCUACCAGCAGUCCCUGGAGAACGAGCUGGAGCGCUACAAGCGAAUCAUUGAGAACGAGGACAGCCGGUUAAACUCUGCUAUAGCAGGAACGCCAGUCACACUCUUCACGCAGAUCUAUAGACCUGUCCAGCCUCAAGCUUCGAGGGGAAGAGAUAUCACCCAGGCUAUGCAAGAGAUUGCCAGUGUAAAGCCCAGACAAAAAGCGCUGACAAAGAAACUUUCCAGGAAAAAGGAGAUCAUGUCUAAAGACAUAACCGACGGGCUCUCACCUGAAAAAGUGUAUGAAAGAACUGUGGAAGUUUUUGACCAAGAUCAGCUGGAAUUUAGACAUGAAGGUUCAGUCACAUGUGAACCUGGGCAGGAGGAAUUAGAACUUGUUGAAAAAGAAGCAGUCCCAGAGGACGUACCGGAUGGAGCCCAGAUAAGUAAAGCCUUUGAUAAAUUGUGUAACAUUGUGAGGGAGAAAAUCAGAGUUUACAAGAAACCAGAGGCUAAAGCUGAUUCCCACCCCAAAGGGCGUUAUGUGCUGGUAACAGGGGAGGAAGGCUAUGAAGAACCUUGCUUCGCAUCCAUCCCAGCUGGGGGAGGAAUCACAGUUUCUACCAGCAAUGGGAAGGUAACGAUUGGUGGUGAUGUGGAGCCCAUACCGGAGCUGCCUGAACCUACUGAACCAUCAGAAAAAGAGAAAAGGGACAUCUGUGAAAGGAGAGACGAGACUGAAACCCAAGAUAAACUGAAAGAGGAGGAGAAAGAAGAUCUGUUUGAAUGGGGCAAAAUAAGGGGGAAAAUUGAGCAAGUCACAAAGUAUCCAGACGUCUCCGAGCCCGAGGCAGUUCCUUGCCCGGGUCUGAUAAGCCCUGCUGAGCCAGGAGUACUUCAAGAGACAGAGCAUGACCGAGAAGAUAAACAGGGCCUCUUGUUCCGGGAAGCAGGCUUGCCUGGCUCCGUGAGCUACGAGAAGGUGGAGGUGGUGGAGUCCAUCGAGAAGUUUUCAGAUGACAGAAUUCAGACAUAUGAAGAGACAGCUAUGAUUGUGGAGACAAUGAUAGAGAAGACAAGCAAGAAGAAACCGGGUGACAAAGGCUCUUAAAUGACAAGCAGUCAACUUGUCUGGCAUAGUUAUUAAAUGAUGUAAUUUUUUUUUCCUGAUCGAAUGAUACAAUAGUGAGAUUUUUGCUGUUUGGUAUGGAACAGAUUGAUACUUUGGUGGCAAAAUUCUGUCUGAUGUAGGCUCGGCUGUGUUGUAACGAAUGUGAGACUGCUCCAGGACAAGAGUAAUGGGCAGAUCCUAUGCAACUUAUUUUCACAAUAAGGACAAGUUGAAAUCAAUUACAGAGCUGCCUGACUUUCCGAAGUAUCCAGGGCAGAUUUGCCAGUGAGUAUUCCUCUACUUCUCCUAUAGCUGCCACAGGAUUCCCCAUCUAUCAGACAGCUGCAAAUGUUAACUUGUGACACCCGAUUCAUUAAAUAAAAGCUUUGCCUUCUACAGAAAGUACCCACUGUGGCUGUGUGUUGCCUUUACUGUUGAAUAACAGGCUGUAUUGCUAAAAGUUAACAAACAGAUGUGCAGGAGUCUUUCCAAAGGAGGAGCUGGAAAUUGAGUUCUCUAACCCAUUCCAAAUCUCUCUCACUCGCUGUCUUUAACUAGAGGUGACCUUGGGCAGAACACUCUUUUUGGAUUUGAAGACAAACCUGCUGUGCUUGAAAUGAGCUCGUACUGCACAUCUACUCAGAAUAGAAAUUGAAGUGCCACCAAAAUAAAGCAGGGGAAAACCCUUCUAAAAUACUCUAAAGGUGUUAUUUUUUCCUUCACCAGUAUGACUGAGGCAUUUAUGAGAGCAAACAAGCUUUUGCGCAGACUGCAGGCAGUUCAAAAGACUCUUCAUUUUGUUUGUUUCAUUUUUCUUGUUGCUUAUUUCCUUGGAUUGUAGCAUUGUACAGAGUCUGAUGCUGCCACGUGAUCCUGUUGCA